AAUUAUAAACGCUAAAAGAUUUACUUUUUAUCCGUUGAUAUACAACAAAAACAUAACACAUAAUUGACGUCAAAAAAAACAUGCCUCCAGUUACUAGGAGACGUGCCAAAGAUGCCGAAAACGUAUCUGAAAGCAAAAUAAUCCCACCAAAAGAAUCAUCGCGUGCGAAGCGGAAAUCGACGGUGGGAGAAGAAUCCAAAGUAGAAAUACCCACGAGCCCGAAACCCAAGAAGUCCCGAACAAGCGCGGUGCCAGAUUCGCAAGAUAAAGAGAGAUCGUGGUUACUCUCGAGUGUCUCGAAGCAAUUGGAAGAGGAUGCGACCCAGAGACUGGCCUCUUCGCAGUCACUAGGUUCUGACCAAACACCUGCGCCUAAACCAAAGGGAAAGCAUCUUGUCUUUGACGACGACGACGAUGUAGAGAACUUCGUUGUGGCUGCGGCCGAAGCAGGAAAGAAGGCAGAAGAAGAUAAAAACAAGGAAGAAAAGGAAGAGGAGAGCGACGACGAUGAUGAUGACGCGCCGGAAGCAGUCUCAACGCAGGUUGCUGCUAAGGAAGUACAAAAAUCAGCUCAGGCGGCUUUAGACGCUGCUGAGAAACAAACCGCUACCCUAAAACGAAAGCGCCAAGAAAGAGAUAACCUCUUCAAACAACAAGCCGAGCGCAGGAAGCGCGCCCGCGCCGAAGUCGAAACGGCGGUAACCACGGGCCGCCGACGCACGCAGAAACACGCUCUCCCAACACAUCUACCGGCCGAAUUUCUCACGGACUCAAGCUCCGAAGACGAAGACGAAGACGAAGACGGCGAUGGCGAGAACGGUCAAGCGCUGAAGAAGCGCAGGAAGCUAUCCGACGAGAAGAAGAGGCCCACCAAAAUCACGUUCGACGACCAGCCCAAGAAGCCGCGCGACCGCGUCGUCGGCUCGACGAAGUACAGGGUGCUGGCGGAACAGGGCGACUCGAGGCUCGCGCCGCGGGCGAGGAGGGACGCGAGGGCUUCGAAGGAGAGUCUUCUGAAGAGGAGACGCGUUGGGGUGGCGCCUGCGACGGGGGCGGCGACGGGGAGGGGGUUCUUUGUUAAGCGGUAAGGUAGAGGAGAGAGAGAAAUAAGGUGAGGAAGGGAAGGGAAGGGCAUGAGAAGUGUGUGGAUUCGCCUGUUGGGUCGAGUGAUGUUGAUGGCCUGCUUACUUGCUUGAAUCUAUAUCCUGCUUGCGUUGACAUGAGGUGGGCGUGAGGCCCUCGAACUAAUACCUAACUAGGGCAUGAAACUACUACAUUAUAAAUAAGUUGCCACUUGGUACGAACUUACAAUGUCUUUUGCUCUUUGCUUGCUUUCUAUCUCGACAUAACAUUUAU
Molecule: messenger RNA, 1356 nt
Organism: Daldinia caldariorum
Lineage: Eukaryota; Fungi; Ascomycota; Sordariomycetes; Xylariales; Hypoxylaceae
Exons: 2
Coding region: 81-1088 (335 amino acids)
Biological process (GO): rRNA processing
Molecular function (GO): snoRNA binding
Source: RefSeq, a predicted model, not a curated record